Diachasma alloeum is the source of this 2163-nucleotide messenger RNA. RefSeq names its product alpha-tocopherol transfer protein-like. The record is from RefSeq and is a predicted model, not a curated record. NCBI's taxonomy places the organism in Eukaryota, Metazoa, Arthropoda, Insecta, Hymenoptera, Braconidae. Gene Ontology annotation, cellular component: membrane. The transcript is spliced from 5 exons. The coding region runs from base 395 to 1348 and encodes 317 amino acids. Gene Ontology annotation, molecular function: phosphatidylinositol bisphosphate binding.
CCGUUUCGCCUCGGCUGAACGGUUCAAUUGACUUCGAAUUUUAACGUGAUACAAUACAACUGCUGUUCUUCCUUUCAUUCCGUUUCACUGCCAAGUUGAGUGUACCAGUGAAAAGAGUUACUGUUGUUCGCAUCAGUUGCUGUUGAUCCGAUUCUAGUUUGAGAAAUCUGAGUGCCUUAUACUGCACGCCUUAUACUGCUCGCCUCACUGGAGCCCCUGGAAAACGAUAUUGUGCAGAGACGUAGAGACGUACGUUUGAAGCGUUUGAAAAAGUGCAUCAAAGAGAUAAAACACUUUACACUUCCUCGCUCUUCAGUUCUCGAUCUCUUUAUUCUUGGCUGUGCUCCAAUCAGUUUUUGUUUCAAUUAUAUUGCGGGACUGUAUCGGUGCCAUCAUGGGCACUUUUCGAGCUGAUUACGCUUCAUUAAAUCGGAAAGAAACUAUGCUGACGGACAUGGAUCAACUGCCGUCCAUUCAGCUAGGGGACUUUGUCCUUCAGUUUGAACUCGGACCACCUAGUACUGAGAUGCAGGAGGUCGCGAGGAAGGAACUCAGGGAGUCUCCGGAUUUGCAGAGACAGGCUGUCGCUGAACUCCGAGAAUUACUCAAAAAGGAAACUGAUCUCAAAUGCCCCCUCGACAACGAAUCCUGGUUGAUUCGUUUCCUCAGGCCAUGCAAGUACUAUCCUGAGUCAGCUGCCAAACUAGUAAAAGAGUACUACGCAUUCAAAGUGAAGCACUCGAAUGUUUACGAUGGCCUGAAGCCAUCCAGGGAGAAGAACAUAUUCGAGCACAACAUCCUCACUGUUCUCCCGAAUCGUGAUCAACACGGGCGUCGUAUAUUGAUCAUUGAGCUUGGUAAGAAGUGGAAGCAUAAUAAAGUGUCGUUGGAUGAGGUCUUCAAGGGGGCGGUUUUGUACCUUGAGGCGGCCAUGCUCGAGCCAAUAUCCCAGAUUGCCGGGGCUGUUGUCAUCUUCGAUAUGGAUGGCCUCAGUUUACAGCAGACGUGGCAGUUUACUCCACCAUUCGCUAAGAGAAUUGUCGAUUGGCUCCAAGAUGCUGUUCCGUUGAGGAUAAAGAAUAUUCAUAUUGUUAAUCAGCCUUAUAUUUUUAAUAUGGUCUUCGCUUUGUUCAAGCCCUUCCUCAGGGCGAAAUUGAAGGAAAGGAUUGUUUUCCACGGCACUGAUCGUAAGUCGCUGCACCAGUACAUAUCACCGAAAUGCUUGCCAGAGUGCUACGGUGGUACUGUUUCAAUUCCCAGAGUCAGUGGACCUCAAUGGCUGGAGUUGUUAAUUAUGUGUGAUAAAGAAUAUGAUGCAAUCAACUCCUACGGAUACAGUAAGAAAUAGGGAGUCCCCCACAAUUCGAAAAAUCCCCUCAACGUGGAGAAAUCAACGUUGCCAUAAAAUUUGCAGAGAGGACUUUGCAGCCACUGUGUGGACAACCCACCUCUCUAUGCAUAACUUCGAAAAUCAAUUGUUAAUAACUAAUGAAUUCAUUCCGGGACGAAUCGAUAAGCUUUAGUCCCCCUGUGUAUUUAAUAAUAAUGCGCUCGAUUAUGGAUCAGAUGUUCUCGUUUCGGUUCAACGAACGAGCGCUUUGUCGUCUUGCUCAUUGGAUUUAAUUGCCUCUCCGUUUUGGAUGCACGGUGCAAUUUAUGGGGCAAAUUAUGUUAUUUCAUUAUCGAUAAUCAGUGUGAGUGGGGUCUCAGAAGAGACCGUGGUUAUAAAUUGUAUGAGGGAGGAUGGAUUGUGAAGAGUGCGAGUGGGUGAGAAUGAUUUUGUGCUCUGAAAUGCAAUUUGCAAUGUCAAUGAUGAUUUUAUCGUUGAUUGUGGCACAUGUGCACUUAUUUCAAUUAAAUUGAAUUGUGUUUUACUGAAAUAUGAUAUAUUGUUUUAUUCGUUUGUGAAGGUGAACAUACUCACCUCAUCAUUAAUAAUGAUGGGAGAUAAUUCAAUAGGAAUUUAGUACUGAAAUGGUAAAAUCUUUAAUAAUCUCAAUAACGUGUUUUAGAGGAAAUUUCAGAAAACAUUUCAUGACGUUUCCUCUUCAAAUCACUCGUUAUUAAUCAAUUCAAGGAAAUGUAGCGGUUUUUAAUCUACGAAGUGAAAAUUGAAUUUUCAUGGUUUUACAAUUCUCAAAUAAAAUAAUUCGAAUACAAUUA